CCCAUCCUUCUUAUUAUGAGCUUACAAGGGAUCAGUAGGCCGUGUCACAUGAUGGAGUCGCCUUCAUCGUCCCCUACUCUACAAGAUCAUCUCUCCGUGACGACUGGUCCCUUGCAUCUCAAAGUAUGGGAGGUCGUGUGCAUUGCCCUGGGAGCAUUCAUGGUGGUUGUUUUUUUCCUAACAGUCUGGUUCACUAUCCGGAGUAGGAAGAGGAUCAGACGAGCAUCUGCAAAUAUCCCAGUCACCCAAAUCCCUGCCAUUUCCAAGGAAAUUAAGGAAGUCAGAGUGGAGCAAGUCCCAGCAAGUGACUUCGGGGCACACGACGGAGUCCUGCUAACAUUCCAAGAUAAGGCUGGUGACCGGGAAUCGGAUAAGGACAAGGUCAUGGUCCAUUUGGGUGUCAGCAAAUCAAGGCGUGGGGACGAGAGCAACUCGGGGUCAUUCCGUUACAUGGACAAGGAUGCAGGCUUCCAGUCAGCUGAAGAAGGAGGGUCAGGAACUUUUCGGCAAACUUCAGCUCAUGCAAUAACCGCUCCUUCACCUUUGGUUGGCAUGCCGGAGUUCUCGUACCUUGGCUGGGGUCAUUGGUUUACUUUGCGGGAUUUGGAACUUGCUACUAACCGUUUCUCAAAGGAUAACAUUAUUGGUGAGGGUGGAUAUGGUAUAGUUUAUCGUGGCGAGAUUGUCAAUGGCACUCCUGUUGCUGUCAAGAAGCUUCUCAAUAACCUAGGGCAAGCUGAGAAAGAAUUCAGAGUAGAAGUUGAAGCUAUUGGUCAUGUUCGCCACAAGAACUUGGUCCGUCUUCUUGGUUACUGUGUGGAGGGUACUCAGAGGAUACUUGUCUACGAGUAUGUAAACAAUGGAAACCUAGAGCAAUGGCUCCACGGAGGUAUGAGUCACCGUGGCUCCCUUACAUGGGAGGCCCGCAUAAAGAUUCUUCUGGGGACAGCUAAAGCACUUGCUUACUUGCAUGAAGCAAUUGAACCAAAAGUUGUACACCGUGAUAUCAAAUCCAGCAAUAUUUUGAUUGAUGAUGAUUUUGAUGCGAAAGUAUCAGAUUUUGGUUUAGCCAAGCUUCUUGGUGCUGGCAAGAGUCACGUCACUACUCGGGUUAUGGGAACCUUUGGCUAUGUAGCACCAGAAUACGCAAACACUGGACUCUUGAAUGAGAAAAGUGACAUUUACAGCUUUGGAGUUGUUCUCCUAGAGGCAAUUACAGGAAGGGAUCCUGUUGACUAUGGCCGCCCAGCAAAUGAGGUAAAUCUGGUUGACUGGCUAAAAAUGAUGGUUGCCAGCAGGCGUUCAGAUGAAGUGGUGGAUCCCACCAUAGAGACACGGCCUUCGACAAGAUCUCUCAAGCGUGCACUUUUAACAGCCCUGAGGUGUGUUGAUCCGGAUUCAGAAAAGAGACCGAAGAUGGGUCAAGUUGUGCGGAUGCUGGAGUCGGAUGACCCAAUUCCUCGUGGGGACAGAAGAUCUAGGCACAACCGUGGAGGCAGCACUGAAAUGGAUUCCCAAAGGGACAACUCCGACACAGAUAAGAGCGACAACCCGGAUUCCAAACCGAGCAGGAGCAGAGCCUCGUCUUCCAAAUAAGCAUUCCAUCCUAUCACAUUUCUUUGCAGGCAGACAGGCCAGCUUACCACUAUUAAACAUUGCUGACGAUUUGGUGACGAAGAAGACGCUGGAGUAACAAUUUGUGUACUAUGAUUUAUUUGUAGAAAGGGUGUUCUUGGUUUCUGCUUAACAAUUUAUUUCUACUUACACCAGUGGUCCUGACAAUUUGCUGCUGUAAGUUGUUAACAGUGUGUACAGUUGUAGUAGUAGCUUCAUGAAUAUACUGGCUGAACCGAAUAUCUGUGAAUGAGAGUUUUUCAAUGCAAAUCCCCAGUCCCCAGCC
Brachypodium distachyon (stiff brome) is the source of this 1900-nucleotide messenger RNA. Its product is annotated as probable receptor-like protein kinase At5g18500. The coding region runs from base 16 to 1596 and encodes 526 amino acids. Gene Ontology annotation, biological process: protein phosphorylation. The record is from RefSeq and is a predicted model, not a curated record. Gene Ontology annotation, molecular function: ATP binding; protein kinase activity. NCBI's taxonomy places the organism in Eukaryota, Viridiplantae, Streptophyta, Magnoliopsida, Poales, Poaceae. The transcript has 8 exons.